UGUGUGGAGGUGCGGGUUCAUUUCUGAGUGGAUGUGCGCGUGCACGGGCUGUUGCAUCCUCCCGAGGGACCAAUAGCUCUCGUCAAAGCCCACAUUUCAUUCAUCUGUGAGCUGGGAUGUGUUUCAUUGUGUCUGAAAGCUGAGGAUACUGAAGCCGAUACACAUGAUGACGAUGAUGUGACAGCCAUCCCUUCACAUCAUAACAGCGUUUCUGCUAACGAAGCAAAGCCUUUCACGUGAACCGAUAGGAAACCGAGGACAGUUAUUUGGAAUAACACGCUGCACCCUGCUUUUCAAACAUCUGGGAGGAGGAGAAACAGAUUUUGAAGAAACUUUUGCACCCCAUGAUCCUCACAUCAAGAGAAACAGCCGUUCAAUCUCUCUGUGGUCUCGUAUCUCCUCUGCUCUCUUCUAAUGGUUUGAUGGAGAUCUGGUCGGAUGACAGCUGGAACUGUUGUCAUAACCGGAGGAAUUCUCGCAACAGUGAUACUUCUUUGUAUCAUUGCAGUGCUUUGUUACUGUAGACUCCAGUAUUACUGCUGUAAGAAGAAUGAUUCUGAAGGGGAGGCGGGUUCAGUCGGAGAUCCUCAGCCGCAGUUUGCCUGCAAUGCAUGCAGUGCUCCAGGGGUGGAUGGGGCGGCCGUUACCCCUCUCACCCUGCCGUACGACCCUGCUGCAACGCACAAAUACUGCCCCACCUGUUCACCCCACUACCUCCGUGGCAUGGAUGAGAUGCGUAACGGUGGCGAACGCCUGUCUUACAUGCCCGCUCAUUACGAGAAUCAUGGCGCUACCGCCCUUGGUCUGGCCGCCAUGUACGGCCCCGUGCUGAGCCAGCGGAGUACACCGGACUUUUACACCAACACACGAGCCAUCAGCACUGACGUCUGACCCUCACAAACAUGGAGGUGGACCCAGGGACGGCACUAUGGACCAGGCCUCAACCGGCCACCUGUAAAGCUACUGGAGCAGUGUCUUCUCCACGAAGCCAGGAUGCAAAGGACUUACGGGAUGGCAUUUAAGUCUUUCACAUCUGUUUUAGUCUUCCUUAUCUUUUUUUUUUUCUCUCUUGCACACCACUUCCUCUUUCUGCUGUACUGGUUUCAAAAUAAGAACAUUGAGGGCUAUAUGAUGUUUGGGUUUUACUUAGCAUUAUAAUAGGUUAAAUGCAAAGACAAUAUUAUAACAGAUCAAGCAUAAAUGACAUUUUGAAAGUAGAUAUUGAAAGGGUCAUAUAUGGGCCAUUCUACAGAAUUAGUCCAAAGUAAGAGUUAAAAACCUUUUGAAAAAAAAUGUCCUCACAAAAUUUGGAUGUACUUAAAUUGUAUAAUAUACCGAGGUACACAUUUCUAGUAAUUAUGCAGUUAAUUCUCAUAUUGUUUUUUCAGAAAGUUUGGGAAUAUUUUCCUCUCCGCGAAUUUGUCACUACCGAAACAGUGAUAUGUCAUUUAUUAAGAAGGGUUAUAUUGACCUAUUAAGAGUUUACGUCUACCUUGCUAUUUUUAAACAUGUUUGUACAGGUCAAUCAAUAACAUUUACAUUUUUACAAUAUUUCAAGUGUAAUUUAUGGGAUUUUUUAAUACAAUGGAUGUUUUGAAUACAAUAUUUCUUUGUAAAAAGCAUAAAGUUGAUCAUACUGAUUUCAAAGUUAAAGAUUCAUUCGUUUAAAGGUCCCAUUCUUUCUGUGUUUUUGAAGCUUUGAUUGCGUUUACAGUUGGGAAUAUAACACGUGUUUAUGUUUUAUGUGUAAAAAAGGCGGUAUUUUUCACACAAUUUACUUAUCUGUAUUGCGCUGUUUUCACUGUCCUCAAAACAGGCUGAUGUCUUUCUUGUUCUAUGAAGUCCCUCCUUCAGAAAUACGUUUAGUGCGUUUUGAUUCGAUAGCAGCUUAGCUUGCCGUUAGCUUAGCUGGCAACUGACGUAUUCCUGUGGGCGGAGUUUAGUUAAAAAACUGUUCUAGUGACGUCAUUAAAGCAGGAAGUAGAGGGCUGUAGUCAAAAUCGGCCGUUCGCUGUAGGCUUUGAAAGGCGAAUUUUGUUAAAGAAAAUAUAUCGCCUGGCAGUGAACUUUGAGCUUUAUCAUUUUACAGGUAUUAUUUAUGAUCUUACAGCAACAUUACACACUAAUUAGGGUUUAAAAAAUGUGAACGUGACCUUUAAAUACACAUUCAAUCAAAAACUAUCAAAACAUCUUAGUUGAUAAUUCAAUAUACUUUAUUUUUGACAAAACAUCCAAUGUUUCGUUUCGGUAGUGACAGCACAUUUUUAGUAGUGACGAAAACGUGUUUGUGUAGUGACCACAAUAUUUAGUUUGCCAUGGCUUAAUCAAACUGUUAACAAUGUUGCACAUCUGUGUGUGUUUGUGUGUGUUGCAUGGUUAGAAAGUUCACACAGUUCUAAACAGUUGUAGCCGCCACAUAAAAAAGCCUAAAACUAAAUUUUAUGGAAAAACACCCAAAAAAAUGCAGAGAAAAUGUUUGGUAAUGACGUUCCGUAUAGUUACACACAGAUUUUUAGACUUUUAAACACAUUUAUCUCAAAACAAUGGGACAUACUCACCAUAUAGCUACAUGAGAGAGGGGGACACAGGAAUAUAUAACAAAAUUAGGGGUGUUGUUAAAAUCAGUCUCAGCCUAUAGACUCAAACAUACACUGCCUCGGUAGUGACAUGAAAAUGCGGGAUACGUUUUACAAUUUUUUAUGAUUAAAAAAAAUUAAAUUCACUUUUUUUUAUCAAAAAGAUAUUUUUUAAAAACAA
Paramisgurnus dabryanus is the source of this 2757-nucleotide messenger RNA. RefSeq names its product family with sequence similarity 163 member Aa (gene fam163aa). NCBI's taxonomy places the organism in Eukaryota, Metazoa, Chordata, Actinopteri, Cypriniformes, Cobitidae. The record is from RefSeq and is a predicted model, not a curated record.